ACGUUGUUUCUAGGAGCCAAGCAAAUAAAUACUCUCAAGAGGAACUCAUGUUAAUGAAGACUCAGGACAUAGGCUAUAUUUUACAGAAAGUUCAGAGUGAGAAAAAGAAAAUUGAGAAGUUAACUGCCAUGCUGCACUCGCUUGAUAAUCAGCCAUCAAAUAAACGUGUCUACUAUGCCGAAGACAGGGAGGAGGCAGAAGAGCUAGCAUCUAAAGCUUCAGAACGUAGUAAUCUGGCUGCUUCUAACAACUUGCCUAGCAGUAUUAAAAGGAAGACAGCUACCUCUUACAGAGAGUUGGAAGCAAGAAAGAGCAGAGUGAGAGAUUUAGAGAAACUAUACAUGGAUAUGGCCAUGCAGAAAGAAUUACAGAAAUCAGGAAGGAAACGCAAACUUCGUGAAGAAGAGCUUGUUAACCCAACAUCCAAACCUGUCUACAAGUGGAGACAAGAACGUAAACGAUGAGAAUUUUACAAGCAUGUGGAAACUUUUUGGAUGGUCAUAUAAAGAAUUCAGGUGAAAGACGGUAGAAUAUCUACCGAGUUAAGCUUCAUCGGGCAUUGAAGCUCUACAAUCUUUGGGGUUGCUUCUGUCAGGGUGAUAUCUUAGAUGGAACAUAAGUCAUUCGCGUCUUGGAAUCAGAAGUGGAUGGCUGUUUUAUCAUGAAUCAUAUUGUUGAACAUCUUAAACAUUUCUGUAGAAUACUCAAAUAUUUGCAAUUCCAGCUUGUGUGCUUAAGAGGCUCGGGCUGUGUUGUGUACUGAUGAUCGAACGUGAGAAUGAUAUGUAGAAUUUGCUUCUAGAAAUUAGUGUGUACAAGUGCAAAUGCAUGUGAAA
This is a messenger RNA of Lycium ferocissimum, 836 nucleotides long. RefSeq names its product probable U3 small nucleolar RNA-associated protein 11. The record is from RefSeq and is a predicted model, not a curated record. The transcript has 5 exons. Gene Ontology annotation, biological process: rRNA processing. Gene Ontology annotation, cellular component: small-subunit processome; nucleolus. Bases 48 to 464 code for a protein of 138 amino acids. NCBI's taxonomy places the organism in Eukaryota, Viridiplantae, Streptophyta, Magnoliopsida, Solanales, Solanaceae.